GCUCGGCCAGCAGCGGAACUUCCGGUGCGAGUGGACCUGGGACAGCGGAGCGUAUCUCUUCCAGUGUAUGUGUGGCAACAACAUGUCUGUGCCGCUGCUCACCGAGGCCGUCACGGUGUCUGGAAUGGAAAAGGAAACUGCUGCGGUGAUCUUCCUUCAUGGACUGGGAGACAGCGGGCAUGGGUGGGCUGACAGUUUGACGGGGAUCCGGCUGCCUCACGUCAAGUUUAUCUGCCCAAACGCGCCCAAAAUCCCAGUCACUCUGAACAUGAAAAUGACGAUGCCCGCAUGGUUUGACCUCAUGGGUCUCAGCCCCGACUCCCCAGAAGACGAAUCUGGAAUCAAGAAGGCAGCAGAGAACAUCAAGGCCAUAAUCGAUCAUGAGGCCAAAAACGGGAUCCCCCCACACCGUAUAAUUCUCGGCGGCUUCUCUCAGGGUGGAGCCCUGUCCUUGUAUACCGCCUUGACCUGCCAGCAUCAGCUGGCUGGCGUUGUAGCCCUCAGUUGCUGGCUUCCACUUCACAGCAGUUUCCCAUCGGCGUCGAGCGGUAAGAGGAACCUCCCGAUCCUGCAGUGCCACGGUGAGGCGGACAUCAUGAUCCCUAGGCAGUUUGGUUCCAUGACGGCAGAUAAACUCCAAACCAUAGUUAACCCUCAGCUGAUCACCUUUAAAACCUACCCAGGGCUCGCUCACUGCUCCUGUCCUCAGGAGAUGGAGGCAGUAAAGGAAUUUAUCGAGAAGUAUUUGCCUCGAAUCUGACCUCACCUCAUCCCCACUGUGACCCCGGAGACACUCACCUCUCACCCCUGAUCUGCCAUUCUCUCACAGGAAACAGCCAUGAGCACCCCCCCCCCUUCCACAUACACACACACACACUUAGACAUAUGCACAUGUGAUAAUAAUGAUUUGAUCCACAGCGCUAAACGAACCAUGUGCUUGCCGUGCAGUGCAAUCCAACAACACUCAUACUGUAAACAAAUUUGUCAAACACACUGAUUGGAUAACAUCAUAAACAAGUGCUUGCACUCAGGAGUCUUAGCCUUUUGCAGGGAGAAACACUGAUUCCCACUCAAUACAUUCCCUUUGGUUUUAUUUAACAACCUCUUGUCUGUCGCUUCCAUCUUAACUUUAGUCAUUCUCCCAUUUUACUUAAUUCCACUUCAUUAAUUCCCUCUUUCUUCAGCUGUCACAGCCUCCAUUGCUACCACUGCCUCGCCUUUCCCAAUAAGAUUUGAGUCCGAUAAGUGAGUUAGCAGCUGAUACUGUCUGUGAGCACAUUAAGGUGCAGACAGACCUGCAGGUGGAAACCAGAAGCAAACCCUGGAAGGGUUUUAUAGGUGCGACAUAGAUACAAAAUCUUGAAGCAACUUGUUAGAGAAGGGCGGAUCAAAGAAAAUGCUCAUUAACCGAGCUAUUUCUUAUUAAAUCAAGCGGUUGAAUCUGGUUUGAGAGCAGCUCACUCCUCAGAGUCUGACUCAGGUGCAGUGAGGUUUAAACCAACCAUUCCACCAUCACCUUCUGUCCAGGUUUUCAAUCUUAAUCACUUAACUACAAACAGAACUUUUUAUUGAAGCACCAACAUCCAUGGGGGCCUCACGUUCCUUUUCUUUAGUGAGUGUGAGUAAAUAUGAAUUAUAUGAAGAAACAAAAAUUGAAAUAAAAAGAAAACGAAUCAAUUGAUA
Limanda limanda (common dab) is the source of this 1683-nucleotide messenger RNA. It is a transcript of the gene lypla2, whose product is annotated as lysophospholipase 2. Lineage: Eukaryota; Metazoa; Chordata; Actinopteri; Pleuronectiformes; Pleuronectidae. Bases 68 to 760 code for a protein of 230 amino acids. Gene Ontology annotation, molecular function: palmitoyl-(protein) hydrolase activity; carboxylic ester hydrolase activity. Gene Ontology annotation, biological process: protein depalmitoylation. Gene Ontology annotation, cellular component: cytoplasm. The transcript has 10 exons. The record is from RefSeq and is a predicted model, not a curated record.